Messenger RNA from Microcebus murinus (gray mouse lemur), 1387 nucleotides. RefSeq names its product transmembrane and immunoglobulin domain containing 1 (gene TMIGD1). Lineage: Eukaryota; Metazoa; Chordata; Mammalia; Primates; Cheirogaleidae. The record is from RefSeq and is a predicted model, not a curated record. Gene Ontology annotation, molecular function: cell adhesion molecule binding. Gene Ontology annotation, cellular component: plasma membrane; cell-cell junction. Gene Ontology annotation, biological process: cell-cell adhesion.
GGGUUUCCAGACAGAGGAAUGGUUGGCCAAGGAAGUCACCUUUUCGGAGCUCAGCAGGUUUGACAUGAACUCUUUAAAGAUGGCAUGGAAGAGCAGCGGUACAAUGCAAAUAUGUCAAUUUCUUCUUUUAGUAAUUUUAUUUCUGCCACAUGGGAUGACAAGUUCUGUUUUAACUGUGAAUGGUAAAACUGAGAACUAUAUCCUGGACACUCAGCGUGGCUUCCAAGAAUCUCUGAAAUGUGCUGUUCAAAACCAUACCGGAGAGGAAGAACUUCUCUGGUACCGAGGAGCAGGGAGAGUGGAUUUGAAAUCUGGAAACAAAAUCAACUCCAGCUCUGUCUGUGUCUCUUCCAUCAGUGAAAAUGACAACGGAGUCAACUUUACCUGCAGGCUGCAGAGGGAUGAGACCGUGUCCAUUUCAGUGAUGCUGAAUGUUAUAUUUCCUCCUCUCCUAAGUGGAAACGACUUCCAAACAGUUUCAGAAGGCAAUAGCGUGAACUUGGUUUGCAAUGUGAAAUCCAAUCCUCAGGCUCAAAUGAUGUGGUACAAAGACGGUAAUGUCCUGAAUUUAGAGAAAAACUAUCACCAAAUCCAACAGACAAGUGAAUCUUUUCAGCUGUCAAUUACCAAAGUCAGGAAAUCUGACAAUGGAACCUAUAGCUGUAUUGCAAAUUCAUCUCUGAAAAUGGAAACCAAGGACUUCCACCUGAUUGUUGAAGAAAGAGCUGUGGCUGUACCAAUAGAACCCAUUAUUGCUGCAUGUGUUGUGGUCUUUCUAACGUUGUGCUUUGGCCUGAUUGCUAGAAGAAAAAGAAUAAUGAAGCUCUGCGUAAAGCAUGAAGACCCUAACAGGGGAACAGCUCUAUGAGAAAGCUGAGAUGCCAUCAAAUACAGGAAGAGUUUUGCAUCAGGAUGUCUUAAAUUUAUGUAGUCCCAUCUGUAUUUACUGCUAUUAUUAAAUUCACUCUUGUCAAAUUGUCAGAGGUUAUAAAGAAGUGUUUCAUUAAUCACUUAACAAGUAGUUGUUAUGAUUAAGUUGAUAUACUUAUGGAACAUUUUUAUGGAGAGAGCUGGUAAGAAUGAAAAUUAAGAUUUUGUUAAGUCUUCUCCCUGAAGUAUAUGUGAAUUAAUUGAGAUUUGUUCCAAAUAGGUUGGUCAUCAUUUACUAUUUAGCAUGCAUUUUUCUACUUUUGGGUCUCAUAAAUCAGUACAAUAUCAAAAAAAAAAAUGGUGGAAUUGCAUUUUAUUGCCAUACAUUUUUUUAAGUUGCCAAAAAAGCAUAUAAAACGUUAUCAGUUAUCAUCUACCUUCGCUGUCAUUUUAUAAAAGAAGUGUUUUAGGAUUUAAAAAAAGGAUGGAAGGAUAUAAUCUCAAAAUAUAAGACACU